Molecule: messenger RNA, 1361 nt
Organism: Drosophila hydei
Lineage: Eukaryota; Metazoa; Arthropoda; Insecta; Diptera; Drosophilidae
Gene: Rrp45
Product: exosome complex component rrp45
Exons: 4
Coding region: 85-1344 (419 amino acids)
Biological process (GO): TRAMP-dependent tRNA surveillance pathway; nuclear polyadenylation-dependent rRNA catabolic process; exonucleolytic trimming to generate mature 3'-end of 5.8S rRNA from tricistronic rRNA transcript (SSU-rRNA, 5.8S rRNA, LSU-rRNA)
Cellular component (GO): nuclear exosome (RNase complex); cytoplasmic exosome (RNase complex)
Source: RefSeq, a predicted model, not a curated record
ACUAACAUUGCAUAUGUAGCCCUCGUUGAUGCACGUUUUUGAAUGCCGGCACAAAACAAAAGUGAAGAUUAAUAAAGACAAAUAAUGUUCCUGAAUGCAAAUCUUUUCGAACCGGGCAAGUCAAAGUCCGAGCGCAGCUUCAUACAGAGUGCAGUAAAACAAAAUACGCGCUUCGAUGGCCGUAAAUCAAACGAAUUCCGUGAUGUAAAAUUAACCUUCGGUUCCGACUGGGGUACGGUGGCCGUGUCUAUGGGUGAUACAAAGGUACUGGCACAGGUCAGCUGUGACAUUGGCACACCGUCCAGUGCACGAGCCAACGAGGGUACACUGUAUCUGAACGUGGACAUCAAGGGUGUGGCAUUUCUUGAUGAAAUCCAGUCGACACACGAUCAACGCUUCUUAACACUCAACUCGUUGCUGGAACGCACAUUUAGGAGCUCUCGCUGCCUAGAUCUUGAGUCCCUGUGCAUCGCUGUCGAGCAGCAUGUAUGGUGCGUGCGCGUUGACAUAAAUGUGCUUAACCAUGAUGGAAAUUUAUAUGAUGCAAGUACGAUUGCCGCGCUUGCAGCACUCAUGCACUUUCGUCGACCGGAGGUCUCCUAUGCGGAAGGGGAAAUACACACGUUCAGCGAAAGGGAACGCGAAUUGAUGCCUCUGUUAUUUUUGCACUAUCCUGUGAGCGUAACAUAUUGCGUUUACAAGAGCAGUUCGCAUCCAUUGGUCGAUCCAACGCUGCUGGAAGAGAAUGCCGCAGAUUCGAUCAUUGUACUGAGCUUCAAUUCUUACCAAGAGCUAUGCACGCUGAACGCUGGCGGCACCGCACCAACAAACGUACGCACCAUCAUGCAAUGUGCACGCAGCGCAGCAAAUCGAUCGAAGGCCGUGGUGCAAUUCAUACGCAAGGCAUUGGAGCUGGAUGCGGAGCGUCGAUUGCAGCCCAACCGAGUGGCGGGCUUAGUGGAUCUCUUAAACGAUACUGCACCCAUGUUGAGUUUCAAGCAUUUAAUGGAGCAGGAAAUGCAGAUGGAAGUUGUACAGCAAUCUAGUUGUGAAGAACCCAUCCAGCCAAAGGAAACAGUUGCUCAUGAACAGUUGCAUAAGGUCACAGAAAUAGCUGAGACGCCAAUGGAUGAAAGCAGCUGGCUGCCGUCGGAGCAAAAUUUGCAGCAGGAGCAAUUGGUGGAAGAUGUACCACAAAGCUUAAAGGAGUCAACGCCAAUUACUGCCACAACGAGCAAGUCUAAGCCCAAUCGGGGCAAAAAUAAGGCUAGCAAAAAGCAACAGCUGACACAAAGGAAACAAGAUCAAAGCGAUUCGGAGGAGGAAGUUACACUAAUCCUUUGAUAAACGAGUAUUGCUCU